AACUCAGCUUGCUUUCAAUUCCAAACCGAUGCAACAGAAAUCGAUUUGCUCGUAAAUACACUACAAUUGAAGUGAAAUAGUGAACUCUAAUGUUUAUAUUUGUUCGCUACCAUGGAAAAUAACUCUGGGCAGAACCAAAAUUCGAAUGCAUCACCGGUGUCAAUGUUGCCACCUCCGCCACCCCCUCCUGGGAUGUUGAUGGGUGGACCACCGGGUAUCCCGCCAAAUUGGCAACCAGGUGGACCUCCGUUGAUGGGAGCACCUGGAGGGCCACCACCGUCCCUAAUGGGUGCCCCGGGAGGGCCACCUCCAUCACUGAUGGGACCCCCGUCUGGUCCGUUGCUAGAUGAUCAGAGUAAGAGUCUACCGCCUCUGAUGUCGCUAACUGUGGGAAACCCAGAUCAGGACCAGGCAAACAAAAAACCAUCGGAAUUGAUCCUCCCGAAAGCGCUGGAAGAUGUUCUCGCAAUGAAAACCGUUCGCGCUAAGGAAUUGGGUGCUGAAGAAGUGCUGGCUGCUGUUGGAGCAGUCGUUCCUCCGGCUGCCUCAGCACCAGCAACGCCAGCGGGAGUUAUGAGCUCAUAUCUCGAUAUGGACGGAGAUUCGGAUGAUGACAACGUGGAUGGGAUGGCCCCCCACCCGCCAAUCAUCUCCAAAGCCGAGGGUAGGUUGGAUCGUAACCGCAGGAGGAAGCAGCGCAAAAAGGAGAACAGAAAAGCUAGACGAGAACAAAGUGCCCUGGUGCUGCUACAAAGAGAGAAAGAUAAGGAAGGGCUGAAGGGACAGCCGGCCAAUGAGGGAGAGUCUUCACCAGAGAAACAAUCCGGGAAGGAUAGUAAAGAUCGAAAGGAUGAGAAAAAUGAAGAGGAGUUGCCCAAUGAAAAUGGCGAUGGAAAAGGUAGCAAAGAUGCAAAAAAGGAUAAGGAUAAAGAGAAGACUAAAUCCAAGGAAAAAAGUAAGGACAAAACAAACAAAAAAGAUAAGGAGAGCAAGAAGGACAAAGAAAAGAACAGUUCGCUGAUCGAGGACGAGUUGGACAAAGUUGAGAUUGAAUACGUACCCGAGAAAGUAACAAUCGCGGACUUGGCGCCAAUGUAUCGUCAGUUUUAUCGAGUGUUUGAAAUAUUCAAACUAGAAACAAAGGCAAAAGAGGCUGCUAAAUCUGAAACCACGGAAAGUGAAAAAGCCGCUGCUACUAAAAAGGCUAACGAGAAGGACGAUGAUGAUGACGACGAUGAUGGGAUGGAUCUGGAUGAUAAGGACGAUAAGGAGAAGAUUUCGAAGCGGAAGAUGAAGAAAUUGACCCGGUUGAGUGUUGCCGAGCUGAAGCAGCUGGUGGCACGGCCGGAUGUUGUGGAAAUGCAUGACGUAACGGCUCGCGACCCGAAACUGCUGAUUCAGUUGAAGAGUCAUCGGAACACGGUACAAGUUCCAAGGCAUUGGUGCUUCAAGCGGAAGUAUCUUCAAGGUAAGAGAGGUAUCGAAAAGCCUCCGUUUGAGCUACCAGCUUUCAUCAAGAAAACUGGUAUCAUGGAAAUGCGUGCCUCGCUGCAAGAGAAGGACGAGGCCAAGACUCUGAAGGCAAAGAUGCGAGAACGCGCGCGACCGAAGAUGGGCAAAAUCGAUAUCGAUUAUCAAAAGCUACAUGAUGCCUUUUUCAAAUGGCAAACAAAGCCUCGCAUGACCAUCCAUGGCGAUUUGUAUUACGAGGGUAAAGAAUUCGAAACUCGGCUGAAGGAAAAGAAACCCGGGGACUUAUCUGAGGAACUGAGAGUGGCUCUUGGUAUGCCGAUUGGGCCCGCCUGUCACAAAAUUCCUCCGCCGUGGUUGAUUGCCCAGCAACGUUAUGGACCACCACCCAGCUACCCCAAUCUGAGGAUUCCCGGCUUGAAUGCUCCAAUUCCGGAAGGGUGUUCAUUUGGUUAUCACGCUGGCGGUUGGGGUAAACCACCUGUGGACGAAAAUGGCAAACCUUUGUAUGGUGAUGUGUUCGGAAUGAGCGCAACCGAGCUAGAUAAUGGCCUUGGAGAGGAAGACAUCGAUCGUACGCAGUGGGGUGAGCUCGAAUCGGAAUCGGAAGAAUCAUCCGAGGAAGAGGAAGAAGAUGGCGAGGAUCUGGGUGCUCCUGCGGAUGAGAGUGGACUGAUCACACCGGCGGAGGGUUUGGUUACGCCUUCCGGUCUGACGAGUGGUGUACCGGCGGGUAUGGAAACACCGGACACGAUCGAACUGCGCAAAAAGAAGAUCGAAAGCGAGAUGGAGGACAAUGAGACUCCAGUUUUGUACCAAGUGCUGCAGGAAAAGCGCAACGAACGCAUCGGUGCAUCGAUGAUGGGAUCUACCCACGUGUACGAUUUAGCAGCGGCAACUGCUGCUGGUGCCACUGGAGGUCCACGAGGCGCUCGCGGAGGAGCAAUCGAUCGCGAAGGUAUGGUUGAGCUGGCACUGGAUCCAUCCGAGCUGGAUAUGGACAACGAUGCGAUGGCACAGCGCUACGAGCAGCAGAUGCGCGAACAGCAGAGUCACUUGCAGAAAGAGGAUCUCUCCGAUAUGUUGGCCGAGCACGUGGCAAGACAGAAAUCGAAGCGGAAACGACAGCAGACGGACACAACUAGCAAGCAGACUAAGAAGUACAAGGAGUUCAAGUUCUAGAUGAUCGUCUGGAAGAGGAGCAUCAAUUAAAAUAUCACAUAUAUUACUCACUAUAAGCUAUCGCAAUAAAAAUCGAGAAUUUUUCAUUUGAGGCCCAAAUAAUUUUCACCCUUAUUCCGGA
Messenger RNA from Toxorhynchites rutilus septentrionalis, 2773 nucleotides. It is a transcript of the gene Sf3b2, whose product is annotated as splicing factor 3B subunit 2. The record is from RefSeq and is a predicted model, not a curated record. Gene Ontology annotation, biological process: mRNA splicing, via spliceosome. Bases 112 to 2652 code for a protein of 846 amino acids. The transcript has 5 exons. Lineage: Eukaryota; Metazoa; Arthropoda; Insecta; Diptera; Culicidae. Gene Ontology annotation, cellular component: U12-type spliceosomal complex; nucleus; precatalytic spliceosome.